This is a messenger RNA of Bemisia tabaci, 1845 nucleotides long. RefSeq names its product venom serine carboxypeptidase-like. Lineage: Eukaryota; Metazoa; Arthropoda; Insecta; Hemiptera; Aleyrodidae. Gene Ontology annotation, molecular function: serine-type carboxypeptidase activity. The record is from RefSeq and is a predicted model, not a curated record. Gene Ontology annotation, biological process: proteolysis.
UCAGUCUCGUUUCAGUUGCGCUGAAAAUUAACCUACGGUGUUUUAAAUUCGAUGUCUCUCCUGCAGUUAAAACACGAUUUACCACAUCAUGUGCGGUUUUGUAAAACGUUCCCAAAGGAAAUCCCCAGUUGUUGCAUCGUGAAAAGUUCGCCUUCAAUUUCAGAGAUAUGCAUUGCAUUAAGCGUUUCCUAGUGGCUAAAUUACGAUCUCGCACAUCCGUAUCUUGAGACAUAUUCUUAUAUAUUUUUCGUUGCCCAUUGUGUAUAAAAAAAGUUUUAAUUAGAGCAACAAGCCUAUCGCCACAGGAGCCCGUUAUUCUGUGAUAAAUUUACCACGUGGGGAAACAUGUGGACAUUUUGUAUAAUCAACCAAAUAAUCGUCUUAGCGAUCCUCCAAGACGUGACGUCCUUCGCGGCAAAUCAACCUGGGCAUGGCAUCGGCGCCACUCCAGUCGGUGAAGAAGCUGCCCUCUUCCUCACUCCCUACAUCGAAAAAGGGAAAAUCAAAGAAGCCCUAAAAUUAGCGACAGUGCGACCCACAUUUAAGAACAUCGAAAGUUUCUCCGGGUUCCUGACCAUCAACAAAACGACAGACUCCAACCUCUUCUUCUGGCUCUUCAAAAGCCAGCGCGGCAACUGGCAAGAGCGCCCUCUGGUGGUCUGGCUCUCAGGCGGCCCGGGCACCAGUUCCCUAGUAGGGCUCCUCUUCGAGCAGGGCCCAUACAAACUCACCGAAUCCAACACCCUAAAACGUCGACGUAUCACCCUCAACCGCGACUACAACAUGCUCUUCAUCGACAACCCCAUCGGCGCCGGGUUCAGCUACACGAGCAUCGAUUCCGGGUACGCGAGGACGGAUCAGGACACAGUGCUCAGCUUGUACGAGGGCCUCUUACAACUAUACCAACUUUUCCCGGCCUUGCGACGGACCAAACCCUUCUUCUACGGCAACUCCUACGCCGGGAAGUCCGCUUUCGGCAUCGGCUGCAAGAUCCACGAGAUGAACGAAGUCUCCGUUUUGAAAAUGCCGUUGGCGGGAGUCAUGGUAAGUUCCGCGUUUAUGUCAGCGCUUGAUAUGAUGUACCAUGCUGCGCAUCUCCAAGGGCUGAGCCUGAUCGAUUCGAAAACGGCGGACGCUUUCAAGAUGGAGGAAGACCGAAUCCGGAACAGCAUCAAGGCGGGGGAUACUGCGAAGGCCUACGAUGACUAUUCUCGUUAUUUGGGUGUCAUCGCGAAGACAACCGGUUUGAGGUACCUUUUGGACUUUGUUAACGACGAGACUCGCGGGUCUGGUGCGGAGCGGGAUUUCUUGAACGACGCCGAGACGAAGAGGAUGCUCCACGUGGGCGAUCGACCCUACCAGAGUAGUAAAGAGACCAAGGGACAUAUGAGGGCGGAACUCAUGACUUCGGGGCGUUCGUGGCUCGAGAAGCUUCUUUCGACGGAUGAUGUUCCGAUACUUAUUUUCUCAGGAACCCUCGAUUUAUAUGCUCCUUAUUAUCUGAGUUUGAAGCUCUACGAUUCGCUGAGAUGGCCCCGUGCGCGGGAGUACAGCACGGCGAAAAGGUGUCCCUUCAGAAUUGGCGAUCGGGUUGCCUGGUACUCGAAGACGACGGGCACCUUCACCGAAGUUCUGGUCAGGAAUGCAGGGCACUUGAUAUCCUUCAAGCAACGUAAAUGGGAGUAUGUCCUAAUGGAUAGGUUCAUGAAUGGCAGUCAGUCCUUCAAGUGUGAUUGAAAGGCAGGUGCCCAAAAAGACCCUCUCUUGCGAUGAAAUGGACUGCAUUUUGCAAUUUGGAAAUAUCAAUUCUAGCUCUUCUGGAAAAACACUUAUGUGCGCAGGGAA